Molecule: messenger RNA, 225 nt
Organism: Torulaspora delbrueckii
Lineage: Eukaryota; Fungi; Ascomycota; Saccharomycetes; Saccharomycetales; Saccharomycetaceae
Exons: 1
Coding region: 1-225 (74 amino acids)
Source: RefSeq, a predicted model, not a curated record
AUGAUGGAUGAGGGUCCCAGUUUGUCCUAUGAAGAGAUAGUGCAUCAUAUCGUGAGCGAUACGCCGGUUCCAAACGUGGUAGAAGUGCCAGAUGUUACCUUGAGUGAGUCGAUGAUGACCGUUUCUGAGAUGGCACCUCGACCCAAGCCUUGGGAAGUUGCAAUUGAGGACCAAAAGAUGUUGAAGACCAAGGGGAGACCAUCGAGAUGGGGGGACCCGAUUUGA